This is a messenger RNA of Chiroxiphia lanceolata (lance-tailed manakin), 1709 nucleotides long. RefSeq names its product dynein axonemal light chain 4 (gene DNAL4). The record is from RefSeq and is a predicted model, not a curated record. Gene Ontology annotation, molecular function: dynein intermediate chain binding; dynein light intermediate chain binding. Bases 371 to 691 code for a protein of 106 amino acids. Gene Ontology annotation, biological process: microtubule-based process. The transcript has 4 exons. Gene Ontology annotation, cellular component: dynein complex. NCBI's taxonomy places the organism in Eukaryota, Metazoa, Chordata, Aves, Passeriformes, Pipridae.
AAGCGUGGCCUUUCCUUGGCAACGGUGCUGCGGCAGCGGCCGCGCAGGUGAGGCCGCGCCCGGAGCCCCCCUGUCCCUUCCCGGACUCCGCUCAGCGCCACUGGCCGAGCUCGUCCGCCGCGGAGCCUAGGGCGGCGAGUCGGCGGGGCGGGGCUGCUUCGGGUGCGAGGCCCGCUCGGACCGCGUUCCACCGCCCCGCACCUCUUGGGCUGUGGCCCUGGGCACGUCUCAGGCUGCGGAUGGUGUCCUCUGGGCCAAGAAGCAACUCCUCCUGCUGAAGCUGCUCGUGUUCACAGAACUGAGUUCCUCUCAGCUUUGCUGAGCUACAGGCAGCCCCUCUACCCCUUCCCGGGGUCCCUGUGGAAGGACCAUGGAAGAGACCGAGGAGGAGAAAAAGGAUGAGGCUGAUUAUAAAAGGCUUCACAGUUUUCCACUGAUUAGGCACUCGGACAUGCCGGAGGAGAUGCGUGUGGAGACCAUGGAGCUGUGUGUCACGGCGUGUGAGAAAUUUGCCACCAACAACGAGAGUGCUGCCAAGAUGAUCAAAGAGACGAUGGACAAGAGGUUUGGGUCCUCCUGGCACGUGGUGAUUGGGGAAGGUUUUGGCUUUGAGAUCACUCACGAGGUGAAGAAUCUGCUGUACAUGUUCUUUGGUGGCAGCCUGGCCGUGUGUGUCUGGAAGUGUUCCUGACCCUUGUCUGUGUCCCAGACUUGUUGAAUACAAGAGAUUUGUCCUUCUCUUGACAGGUUUUCUACAAUCUGGAGGUGGGGCUUUAUUUUUAAUAGUUAAAUGUCAAGAUUUCUCUUUUUCAUACUGAUGUAACAGUUCCGUAGGAUACAUAUAGUUCGUGUGUGUGUGUGUGUGUGUGUGUGUGUGUGUGUAAACUGGCUAAGCUGUCCUGUCCUAGCUCGUGGGAUUUUCUCAUCUGUCUGUGGCUCUUUCCUUGGUGUUUGAGCCAAAGCAGAAGGGAAGUGGAGGAUAGUUAAUCUCAUGACACAGCAGCACUAGCAAGGGUAAGCAAAAGAGAAAAGGUGCUAUCUAGCCCUAUGGUUUUUAUAACUUUCACUUGUUCCACAUUGUGUUUUUUCUCUUCUGCUUUCCCUGUUACCAUGCAGUAUAGUUCUGCCAAGCACCUGUCUUUCAUCUCUCUGAAUGCUGCUCAUACAUUCUUUCUCACUUCUAAUAUGUCGAUGCAGACCUGGCAGCACCAAGGGUCUCCCUUCGGGCUGCCCGUGGAGGUGUGAGCCACAGGGAAGCAGUCCCAGCUUGCCCUUCCCUGCUGCUUUUGGGAGGGUACAACAGCUGAGCUGCCUGGGUGUAGGAGGUUGCUAUGCAAACUGCCCCCUCCUUUCUCACCCACAGCACACUGAGACAGCAUGAAAACACAGGCGGCUGACGAUGCCUGGGGAGUGGGUGAGAGCUCUUUUUAAGUCUCAAAUGCCUCCCCGUCAGUUCCUGGGGGUGUUGCAAGUGCUGUGUACUUUCAGCAUCUUGUUUGGGGCUGGCAGAGGAAGGAGGCUCCAUGUGAAAUAUAACUUGGUCAUCAGAAACCUAAUGUCUUUCUGGACUUGCGUUCUUUUAGCCUGUUUCAUUUUUUAAAGCUGUCGGUGUUGGAGGAUGGAAUGAACGUAACUGUAUGUUACGUCUGUGGCUUAUUUAUAUAAAUCUGGGGAACUGUGUUUUUACAAUAAAAAUUUAGCAAAAUGUC